Messenger RNA from Neoarius graeffei (lesser salmon catfish), 9646 nucleotides. It is a transcript of the gene ank3b, whose product is annotated as ankyrin 3b. Gene Ontology annotation, biological process: protein localization to T-tubule; regulation of cardiac muscle contraction; signal transduction. Gene Ontology annotation, molecular function: protein binding. Gene Ontology annotation, cellular component: T-tubule. The transcript has 11 exons. The record is from RefSeq and is a predicted model, not a curated record. Lineage: Eukaryota; Metazoa; Chordata; Actinopteri; Siluriformes; Ariidae. The coding region runs from base 314 to 8062 and encodes 2582 amino acids.
UAUGAAUUUCUGGUUUGUCAGAAUACCCGAAUUUGGAAUGAACCUGGGUUUUUUUUUUUUUUCUUUUUUCCAAACAGAUAAAAGGCACUUUAGUAAAAUCAAGGUAGCCAGUAAGAGGGGAAUGUAGCACAUCUAAAGUCAAAAGAGAAUUGUUUUCCUCUGGAUUCUCUGCAUUUGUCGUGCCAUUUUGCAGUUUGGUUUAUUGUCUUGUUCAUUAUGUCAGUGUGAUUUUAUUUUUGUUGUUGUUUUUUUUGUUUGUUUUUUUGGUGGGAGGGAGGGUCUUGUCGUCUCCUUUGUUGGACUUAUUUAAUUUAUGUGUGCCAUUUGUGGACCAUGGAUCACAGUGAUUUUUUUUAUUAUUAUUAUUAUUUAUUUUUUGCUCUUCAUCAUUCAACUCAUUUGUACCACCAUGAAGCAUUGUUCUUCUUUCUUCUGUGAUACAAGCACCACUGACCAAUUUUUCCCCUCUGGUCUCUCUGUUUUUCAACCAUUUUUGUUGAUUUUGUGUUGGAUUUUAAUUUGUCUGUUUAAAGAAACAGUUGAGCGAAGUACAACAAGAACACUGCCUGCUGGUUACCCUCACAAACCUGUCUUUUCAACAAGAUCUUACCAGGCAUGGUCGGCUGCUCCUGUUACCAUCCCUGGGCAAACAAAAUGUGGACUGGGUUCCCUCUCCAGCUCACCUUCCAACACGCCAUCUGCUUCGCCAUUAAAGUCAGUCUGGUCAUUAACCUCAGCUUCUCCACUCAAGUCCACCCUGGGAACCACAAAUGCAUCUCCUGUAAAGUCUGUUAGUGACAUAGCAUCACCCAUUAGAACAUACAGAUCUAUAUCUUCACCUAUAAAAACUGUCGUUCAGCAAGGCCAGUACCCUUCUCCAGUUUCUAGUGGUCUCAUGUCUUCAUCUUUUAAAACCAGCACAGAUCCUGUAUCGAUCAAAGGACUUGCUGCUUCACUGUCUUCAAGACCUAUCUCUGGACCAACAUCUGGUUCUAUACUUGAUAGAACAUUCUCCACAAUGACCCCCCCUGAAUCUCCAAAGUCAGUUGCAAAUUUGUAUUCUUCAGCUUUGUCAGCCCGAUCAACUCUUACUUCCGCUACUACUGCAGCAACACCCACAUUUAAAACCUUAACAAGUCUGUCGUCUAUGAAAACUUCUCCAGAUCGAGGUACGGUCUCCAAUGGAACAAUUCUCUCAUCGUUCUCUUCACCAGCUGGGCCUACUGUUGCCUCAACUGAAACGGUCUUUCUUAACGGAUCUGUGUCACCAGUCAAAUAUCCUUCUUAUUCUUCUAUAUCACCCCGUUUACUCUCAGAAGGAACUAGCAGUUUGCAGGAGAGGAUACAAGCUACAACACAAGCAGCUGCUUCCAGUGUUAGUGCAGCUUUUUGUGAGGCUGAAAAAACUCUAAUUGGCUAUUCUACAUCCAGCUAUGACACAAUAAAAUCCAUGUCGUCUCCUCUGAGAUCAAAUGUGUCAAAUUCAGUGUAUGGGUCCUAUAGAGCCCCCAGUCCUUCUGGUACCCCACUAUCGACUAGUGCUAUGACCGUACCAGUUUUUUCUUUAGUGAAUGUUCUCCCUGAGCCCCAAGAAAAGAAGUUAUUAGACACAGUGUCAACCACUCAAACGCCAUCAUUUACUCCCAGAGCUAAGCCCUCAAAACCCCAACUCUUUAUCCCAUCAUCAGCAUUUAAAUCAGCCACUGCCUCACAAAUGUCAUCAAGUCAAGAUAUUUUGCGGGACGUAGCAGACAUGAAAGAGGGUCUUAUAAAAAUGACUGCCAUAUUGCAAACUGAUGCCGCUAACGUAUCGAAGUCAUAUCAGUCGCAGGCUACCAAGGAAUCUAAAAUGGAAGAUGAGGAACCUUUCAGUUUAGUUGAAAAAGUUAAAGAAGAUCUUGUGAAAGUCAGUGAAAUCCUCUCUAAGGAUGUACUGAAUGAGACAAAAGUAUGCACUAAGGACAAAGCAUCUGAGGAUGAGUGGGAAGAGUUCUCUAAAGAUGAAAUAGAAGAGGCUCAACAGUGUGUCCUGAAAUCCCAUCCUGCAUUUGAAUCCACCCUCCCAGUGAGACCACAGUCAGUGCAAGACAAAGAUCUGAAUUUAGCCAAGGUGGUUGACUACUUAAUGAAUGACAUUGGUGCUAGUUCACUUUCAAAAAUUGCUGGUGAAAAGAGCAAAUAUAAUGAAAUGAAGGAGGGAGAGGAAAAACAGAAACGCACUUUCAAAUCUGAGCAUAAACUCAAAAUGCCACCUCCAGGCAUGCGCACCUCUCCUUCAGAGAAAGAUUUGUGUAAAUUAACCGAUUCAUACAGUGGUACAGAUGCAAUUUUGGAAUCCCCUGAUGACUUUUCCCAUGAUCAGGAUAAAAGCCCACUCUCAGACAGUGGUUUUGAAACCCGAAGCGAAAAAACUCCUUCGGCUCCGCAAAGUGCAGAGAGCACAGGACCCAAACCUCUCUUUUCAGAUGUCCCUAUUCCCCCAGUCAUAACAGAAACCAGAACAGAGGUUGUUCAUGUCAUCAGAAGCUAUGAACAUCCUGAGGAGGCCUGUGAGCCCCUAUUGGAAGAACCUGCCGCCGUGCAGUCACCUGCUUGCAUUGAAGCGGAUUCCGCUGCUGGCUCCAUCAAAGAUAAAGUAAAGGCCUUCCAGAUGAAAGUCAGUUCUGAAGAUGAUUCUGUAAUGAGCAAAAGUAUGUGUCUGAAAGAGGAAACUCAUAUAACCACCACAACCAGAAUGGUCUACCACAAACCCCAGUUGAAAGAGGCAGGCUCGGACAGAAUUGAAGAAACCAUGUCAGUUCGAGACAUAAUGAAAGCUUUCCAGUCAGGGAGAGACCCUUCCAAAGAAUUGGCUGGGCUAUUUGAACACAAGGCUAGUAAGGAUUCUAUCAAAGGAGAUGAAUUAACACCACGGUUCCUUGACAAGGACACAAAACCAAAAGUUGAAAGAAUAAUUGAGGUUCACAUAGAGAAAGGCAACACAACAGACCCAACAGAGGUAAUAAUCCGAGAGACAAAGAAACACCCCGAGUACGUUAGCAAAGGCAGCCGUGGUCUGAAAGAACUUUCUAACAGAGUUGACGGUGAUUUUGGGGCCCUGCAAGAUGAUGAACUGUUUACUACUGAGGAAACAGUGCCCUCUUUCUUAGAAACCUCUAGAGUCAAUACACCUGUUUCUCAAGAGGAGGAGAGUCGACCCGGUUCUGCUCAGCUCGCUGCUGAUGACUCAUAUAAAGCUUUUAAACUCCUAAGCCAGCAGUCCAUUGAAUAUCAUGACGAUGAAUUGUCUGAGCUGAGGGGAGAGUCAUAUAGAUUUGCUGAGAAAAUGCUUCUUUCAGAAAAAUUAGACACAGCACAGUCUGAUACUGAGGAUUUAGUCAUUAACCAGGGAAAUGGCAUCACUCCUGAAUUAGGAGCAGAAGGAUUUUAUGGCUCCAAAAAAGAAUCCAUUUUCAGGCCAGCAAGGGAGACAUCCGACAGAUUUUUCCAUAAAGAUCAGUAUGAUAAGCUGACAGUGUUGCACUAUACAACAGAACCUGGCAGCCCCAAACAUACAGUCAGGAUGCGCUUCACCCAAGAUAAGCAAGACAGAAAUAGAGACAAACUCAUAUAUGAAGAUCGCGUUGACCAAACUGUCAAAGAGGCCGAAGAAAAACUGAGUGAGGUUUCACAGUUUUUUAGAGACAAAACAGAAAAGCUAAAUGAUGAGCUUCAGUCCCCUGAGAAAAAGGUUCCCAUGAGAGACUUCAGAGAGACACGGUCAGGCCCAAGCUCAGUGUGCAGUAGUCCUCAGAAAACAAAGCCGAAAGCUGAAAUGAGCUCUGAUGAAUGGGAUAAGGGGAAACAGAAAUUGCUUGGUAGCAUGAAUGAAAGAAAAAGCACUAGUUUGCCAAGCAGCCCAGAAAGGCAUGUGCAGUCACGCUUAAAUGAGGACAAAUCAAAACAGGAAAACGGUGCUUGGCAGUCAAAGACAGGUGAUAUUUCUCCCCCAGUUCAAGUUAAGACUUCCAGAGUGAGCUCUGUUCGGCUAAAAUUUGAAACAGAGGUCCAAAAUCAAGAUAAAAGUAUCCCAAGUACACAAUCAAAACCACCUGUGAAAAAACUUCAAGAAAGUAAGUUACCCGUGUAUCAGUUCUUUGUUGGCUCAAAGGCUUCAAAGGUAGAUACGACAGAGGAAGGAAAGCCUCUGAACAAAUCUGCAGAGGGUGAUAAAAGUAAAGUGAUCUCUGGGCAAAGUUCAUCUGUUAGUAAAUUUGGCAUUGCAUCAUGUUCAUCUGAAACACCCGACACCAUUUUGCGCAAGCCACAGUUUGAAAAGGUCAGUAAGCCAAAAGAUGAAACGGAUGAAAAACUUAGUGACGGCAAUAAAGUCAGAACUAUUGAAAGUGGUAAGGAACAAAUCCGUAACUCUUUAAAAGAUGCUAGUAGUAUUGACAAGCAGAGCGCAAUCAGUGUCGACCUUAAGGGGCAGCAUUUUGAAAAUGAGCUGCUUGUAAAAGAGAUACAAGCAGAAUUGAAAUCAAAAACUAACCACAUUGACAGUGAUGAUACACAAAUCAAGACCCUUAAAAAAAAGAUCAUAGAAUCACAAAUUCCUGUGAGAAUGUCAUCCGGUCUUCUUGAUACUGAUCAAGCAAAGAAAGCAAAACAAGACACAGUUGUUAAACAAUUGGAAAAGAGUCCAUCACAUAUACCUACCUUAGCUAAAACAAGAGUUCAGGGUCGCUCAGAACUGUCUAGGGAAGAGGCUGUAACAAAGGCGUUUCAAGGUUCUGCAGAGGGUGGUGGUUUCAAAGAUCCAAGUUCAGGCAACUACAAUGAUACUAGUGCAGUGGAAAAGGUUACCACGGUCACCACCAGAGAAAGUUUCAAAGGACUGAAAACAUUACCAGUUUAUGUCAGUGUACAAGUAGGAAAACAAGGUGACAAAGAUUUAGCAGGAGGGGCAAAUGGAUCUGUCAGGAAAAUAGUCAGUUCAGAGAGCCGAACAAUUUACACGGUCAAACAGAGACAGCCGACAUCCCCUCAGGGUAGCCCAGAUGAUGACACAUUAGAACAGAUAUCCUUUCUUGAUAGUUCUGGGAAAAGUCCCAUGACCCCAGAAACACCUAGCUCUGAAGAAGUCAGUUAUGAUCUUACCUCAAGAACCCCUGAAUGUUUCAUGGCAUUCAUACCAGGCAGUGCUAGUCCAAUAGCUGAAGUUUCAGAAGAAUCAGAGGAUUCAGAGCAAGGCAAAGCAUUUACAUUUAAAGAACCUGCCCCAGAAAAGCUCAGAGACACCAUGCCAGCCAACAGGUGUCAGGAUACCCGACAGACAAGUAAAGACAAACGGGUUGCCUACAUAGAGUUUCCUCCUCCCCCUCCCUUGGACCCUGAUUCAUCACAAACUGAGAAAAAAGGGUCCAGUCCUUCCUUAGAGAUGGACACCGAUUUGAUGGAGGUGAACCUCCAGGAGGAGCAUGAUAAGCAUCUACUUGCUGAGCCCAUAAUUAGAGUCCAUCCUCCAUCCCCUGUGCCUCCAGGAGCUAAUGACAGUGACUCAAGUGAAGAUGAAUCAGUAUUUCAACCCAUUCCUGUCAAGAAAUAUACCUUUAAAAUUGAGGAGCAGGACCACGAGAAGGAAUCCAAACCCAAAAAACAUGACCGAAAUGGCAAUCAUAAAGAAUCUGGGAUAAAUGGUAAUGGCAAGGCAGAAGAUAAUGACUAUGAACAAAAUGGCAAUGACCAAUCUAUUACAGACUGCUCAAUAGCAACAACUGCCGAGUUCUCUCAUGACACAGAUGCCACAGAGAUCGAUUCUCUGGAUGGAUAUGACUUUCAGGAUGAGGAUGAUGGCCUUCAUGAACAUGAUACAAAACCAUUUGGAUUUUCCAGCGACAACAGAAAAGACAUUUGGGCAUCAGAAAGCAUGCUUAGGCCUAGUGAUCGUUCUUUCAGCCAAAGUAAACUAGAAGUAAUUGAAGAGGAAUCACCAACUGAGGAGUACAAAAAGGCAAAUGCUAAGAGUGACCCUUCUGUUAAAAAGGCUGAAAAUGGAAAAGAGAAGGACAAGGACAAAACGCAAUCAAAGGAAGAAGGACUGCCUGACACUUACUUUAGCUACAAGCUUGAGGAAGAGUUUAAUACUCCAUUUAAAACUGUUGCAACAAAAGGCUUGGACUUUGAUCCUUGGUCAAGCAAAGGAGGAGAUGAUGAAGUUGUUGACGCUAGAAUUAAAGAUGAUGAGCCCAAGCCUUUCGGGCUAGCUAUAGAUGAGAAGUCUCAAGCGACUACCCCUGACACGACUCCUGCAAGAACUCCAACUGAUGAAAGCACACCAACUAGUGAACCUAACCCAUUCCCCUUCCAUGAAGGGAAGAUGUUUGAGAUGACCCGCAGUGGUGCAAUUGACAUGAGCAAACGGGAUUUUGUUGAAGAGAGGCUGCAGUUUUUCCAGAUUGGCCCUCAGAGUCCUUGCGAGAGGACAGACCUGCGAAUGGCUAUCGUGGCUGAUCAUCUUGGCCUAAGUUGGACUGAGCUGGCUAGAGAAAUGGAUUUCUCGGUUGAUGAGAUAAAUCACAUCCGUGUGGACAACCCCAACUCGUUGACAGCUCAGAGUUUCAUGCUAUUAAAGAAAUGGGUCAGCAGAGACGGUAAAAAUGCCACAACGGAUGCCUUAACUGCAGCACUGACAAAGAUCAAUCGGAUGGAUAUUGUGACAUUGCUGGAAGGGCCAAUAUUUGAUUAUGGUAACAUUUCAGGCACAAGGUGUUUUGCAGAUGAUAACGCAGUUUUCCGGGAUCAGGCUGAUGGUUACCACGACAUCAGUCUGGAGCUGCAGAGUCCCUCAGAGUUGUCCUAUGAACCCCCUACCCCUCUCCGCCAGGAUGAUUUCUUUAGUGAGGACGGUAGUGUAGUCUCGCCCAAUAGAAUCAUCAUUAGACCCAAUGAACUGUCCUUGCCAACCACCUCCAGGGAUGCGCUCUCGUCCGAUGCGCCGCCCCCUACCGUGGUAGCUGAGGAUACCUCAGUAGGAGGCAGAAGGUCUUAUAGUCAAGAAUGGGGCUCGACUGAAGACGACCUGGAGCUCCAUGACAGUGAUGACGUGUCUAAACAUCCAGAAGUAUUCACGCAGAGCGCUCUCCAAGAGCAAGAGGUUCCUCCCAGUGAAGCCCAUGGGGCAAGAGAAAGUGGCAGGUCUGGUUUUGGAGAAGAAGAAGAAGAAGAAGAGGAGGAAGAGAUGGCAAAGGAGAAGCCCAAGUCCCUUUUUAAAGGCAUUAACUUGGAGGAAGGGUCAGAGAAUGAGGAUAUAACCAAAGAAAGAGUGCAGGCAAAUCUCUCACCAGUGGAACAGGCAGAAAAAGAGAUCUCUUCGAUUGCAGGGUUGCAAGAAGGUCCAUCCAGCGUGAGCAAGGAGAUCUCUGCUUCAGUUCUGAACACUGAUACACAAAUGCAGCAAGAGAGGAGUCAAAAGCCAACAUCUACUCCUCCUGUGCUGCAAGCUGAGAGACAGAACGGGGAACAUCCAGAGCUACUAGCCCAAGCUGGCUCAUUGCUUGAGCCCCAGGAACCACUGAGUAAGCUGAAGGGCAAAGGCAGCAAGGACUCUGAGAAAAUGGAUAGGAUCACCCCAGAUGACACUACCGCUGGACUGGGCACCAUGGAAGAGGAGACAGCAGAGCCAAAAGCUAAGCUGGGAGCACAUAGAGACAGUGAGUCCAGUUCCGAUGAGGAACACACAGUCACCACCAGGGUGUAUCGGCGGAGAGUGAUUCUGAAGGGUGAUCAGGCCAAAAACAUUCCUGGCGAGUCAGUCACAGAGGAGCAGUUCACAGAUGAAGAGGGAAACAUUGUCACCAGAAAAGUCAUCCGGAAAGUGGUGCGUCGUGUGCCCGGAAAAGAUGAGAAAGGCAAGAAGAAGAGAGGCAGGCGCUCCAGAGAGGCCGCUAGGGCCGAGCAGCCUGCUGAAAAAGAAGAAGAGGGGCCCUCUAAGAACCCUGAGCGCCUUAGCGAAAACUCUGAGGUCGGAGAGGGAGACAAGAAGAAAGAAGGAAGGCAAAGAGGGAAAAAGGGUCAAUCGUAACGGUUGUGUGUGCUAUCUGAGAUCUGAACCUGUUUCAGCAUUGUUUUCCUGGGAAAAAGGGUCACUGGAAACACAAUGCAGGAGAUCAGGACCGGGGAUUGUGCAUCUACAGCCUUCACAUAAACGCAUGGUUUUUAGGAAGAGGACUUUAUGAUUUCGCAUGAGCAUGGAAAACCUCCGACUUUCUGUCAAUGACGCAAAGCAUCUGAUCAGUGCCAGGAAAUGACACAUUAGCUCAAGACUGUUGGUGGCAUGAAGCUUCUUCUGCGCCUUAUGUUGGAGGAGUGCCAGUGACUUUAAAAAAAAAAACAAAAAAAAAGGGCACUGAAGCAUUUCCAUGACCAAAGAUGGUACAGAGAGCAUUGUGGACUGACAGAAAUUGAAGAGUAUGUUUUUAAAAACACCUUCUACACUCGCCUUACUUUUUCCCCUCCUCUCGGACUAGUAUCGGGCUGUAUAAUGCUGUUUUUAAAGAUCCUGUACAUAAACCAGAACUGUAUAAAUUCUAAAGUAGCUCACAAAAUUGUGAAUGCACUGGCAAGAGAGAGUCAUAAUGUGUGUUGGAAUGAAACUAAAUGAAUGCUGAUAUUAAUUCCAACUUUAAAGAAAAAGUUUGGGGGGGUAACUCCACAGGUACUUGUAAUUACACAAAGAAAAAGAACUUUUUACACAAGAACAAGUUUGCUUGAUUUGAGUACGUUUCUUUUUAAGCAUACCGCGAGUCUCAAUAAUGAUGAAAAAACAGACAUAGCUGCAGUUGUGUUAAAAGAUUUACUCCGAAUACUAAUAUUUUGAUGCAUGUGAUUCACCUUAUUUUUUAUUUGUUUCCUAUCUACAUAACCAGAGGUGUGGUAAAUGUUCUGUGUGCACACAUUCAUAGCCUUGGUCUUUGUCACUAAUACUGUUUUAUAAUGACACCACUGUACCACAACAGACUCGCGGGAAGUGAAUGGACAUGAUCGGAUGAGAAAUUUUUGCAGCUAAAGGCUUAUGCUAUGCAGUCACGGACAGGCUUGGAGUGUGAGAGAGCGCAUCACGUCAACUGGCACACUGUUAACUUUUAACCGGUCUCAUGUGUAUUGGCACUAAGAAGUCUUUCUGUAAGCCAACCGUUUGUAACCAUUCUAACAGUGUAUUACUAGGUUCCAAGGCUGCUGUGGUCGUAAGGGGCAUUUUUUUAUUUGGGUUUGGUGAAAUAUUUCCUUAUGUUGAAUAUACUCGAGAAAAAAAAAAAAAAAGAAAAAAAAAGAGAGAGACAGAGAGAGCGAUCACCUUCAGGUAUUCAUUGAAUGAUCUGGUAACAAACCUGUAUGAGAAACCAUACACUGGAUGAUUGAAUUAAUUAUUUAAGCAUAAAAUAAAUUGUGUUCAAACUCUGAAAGAAAAGGUGUGAAUUGAACUUUUAUCUGUAUGUCGAAAGAACUAUAUGUGGCCAUUUGAUGCCAAAGACACACAGAGAACUGUGUACAGUGUGUAUAUAUAUAUACGCUAGGGAUGUAACGAUAUAUGAUACAUCGCUAUAAAUCAUGACACAAACUUAUGAUUGUUCGAAUUGAUGAAAUAAAAAAUGAAUCGUAAUUAUUA